AUGAGUAAAUAUAAACAAUAUGAUGUUUUGUUAAUAACAGCAAGAAAAUUGGAUGAAGAAUUACAUUUUGGAGUAUUUGGACGUUUUUGGUGGCAAUCAUUCAAAGGAAAUUUGAAUUUUAUCUUUCGGCCUGGUUUUGUUUAUGAAGCAAAUGGUAUUACAAGUUCUAUUAAUGAUACUUCUUCUGGAGCAAUAAACUCUUUAUAUUCAACAUUAUUCAAUUCAAAAACAAGAUUUUCUGGUCCAUUAAUAUGUGGUUAUAAUAAUAGGAAAAUUACCAAAGAAAUUAUGAAUGAUGUUCCUUUUCAACUAUUUAUAUUAACAAUUGGUAAAUUGCAGGUGUUUAUAGGAAUUAUGAGAGUUUCUGAUUGUAAGGUUUUAAAAUAUGUAGGAUUGAAAUAUAUGUCAUCUUUUAUUUAUCAAAUUGGAAAAAUACAAACAUUAUUUGUACAAAGGAUUUAUCAUCAUCAUUGUUCAAUAACCUUAUACCAGAAUGAACAAAUAUAG
This is a messenger RNA of Funneliformis mosseae, 507 nucleotides long. The record is from the annotation of a GenBank genome assembly. NCBI's taxonomy places the organism in Eukaryota, Fungi, Glomeromycota, Glomeromycetes, Glomerales, Glomeraceae.